Sycon ciliatum is the source of this 1709-nucleotide messenger RNA. Its product is annotated as receptor-interacting serine/threonine-protein kinase 3-like. Gene Ontology annotation, molecular function: protein serine/threonine kinase activity; ATP binding. Lineage: Eukaryota; Metazoa; Porifera; Calcarea; Leucosolenida; Sycettidae. Gene Ontology annotation, biological process: protein phosphorylation. The record is from RefSeq and is a predicted model, not a curated record.
ACCAAGGCGAAAAAAACUUGAGUCAGUUUCAACAAAACCCCACUGCACUGUGGAUGGUAGAGUGUCUACAGUGAGGUUAGCGUAGACGUAGUUCUGGUUAGUUGGAUCAGCUAUGGAGCGAUCGUCGGAAGACUCGCUUCUUCGAGACCUGGGAUUGGCUAGAGGUCAAAUAGCCUAUCUCGGUGUUUUCGCCGUCAGUGAGCACCGUCAGGCUGGUGAAGGUGGUGAUGCCGCUGUGUUUCGAGUAGAUUGGCAAGGAAUACCCGUAGCUGCCAAGGUCUUACAUCAUCUCCUCGUUGAGCCAGGUGUCCAGGGUAGACGCGAGAAACUAAAGCGGUUUGGUGAAGAAAUUUCCACCCUCUCCGGUUUGCACCACCCGAAUCUCUGCCAAAUAUUGGGUGUGGGUGUAACCGCUGAUCGCGGCUUGCCAGCUCUGGCAAUGGAGCUCCUGGAUUCGACUCUGCAGGAUUGUAGUGUUGGCGAUGGCCGGCUUGACGAUGCCACCCUGUUGGGUUUCCUGUCCGACGCAAUAGCCGGUGUCCGCUAUUUACACAGCAGAAACCCUCCUAUUAUUCAUCGCGACUUGACCUUGAAAAACAUUCUCAUCAAAGGCCAAACCGCCAAGGUCUGUGAUCUUGGCGUGGCACGCGCGAUGCAAAGGAGUUUUGCUCUUUUGCUGGAAAACCUGACCACUUGCCCCGGCACUAUCCUGUACAUGCCGCCGGAAGCCUUGAAAGAGCCUGCCGUAUAUGAUCGGUCUCUCGACAUAUUUUCCUUUGGUGUGCUGUCCCUGAGCGUUUUAGUCGGCGCUAAUCCCUCACGAGAUCUGCUCGGCGCACCUCGCUCACGGCUGGUUCAGCGCCCUGAUGGAACGAGCGAGGAACAAGAGAUUGCUGAAGUGGAACGUCGUCGUUCGGCCUUACAACAAGUGCGGAAUGGACAUCCACUCAAAGCGUCAAUUCAGCGUUGUCUCGCUAACCGCGCCAUUGAUCGCCCGACGGCUGCAGAGAUGCACACGCAAGUGAAGGAGGUGGCACGUCUCGCCAAAGAGUUGUCUUCGCCUCAUCUUUCCAACGUACCAUCAGCUGUUGUACGGCGACUGGACUCUAUCUCUGAGCAGCUAACACAGCAAGCUACAUCCAUCACUGCGCUCGCCACACGGAGUGAUGAGCUAGAGCAGCAGUAUACGCAGUUUACGACGGCCAUUACCAACAACCAGACCAUGACAAAACAACAACUGACAACAUUGAGCGGCCAAGUUUCCUCGAUCUCCCGCCACCUUUCAGUGAUGUCUGCCUCCACACAUCAAGCACAGGCCACAGGAGCUGCAAGCACAGCUGUUUCAUCCGUUGGUAGAGGAUAUCAUGUCUUACCUGCUAUGCCAACCCCAACACAGAUUGCAAACAUCAAGAAGCGCAGAAAGUGGAAAAAGUCAGAAGGACAGCAGCAUGGUAAACAUGCCAUGCUUGCCACCUACAGUGACAAACUGGUUGCUGUGUGGCAUGAUGAUGGGUACGUCACCAAGAUCCUGGAGACUUCAGACUUGCAGACAUGGCACAGUAUUGACCUACCAAGUGAAUACAGUAAGCUGGCUGGCCCAUCACUGGCAUCCCAUGGUGGUAUGCUGUACAUGCACUGUAACACAUACACCAAGAGCACCAACACAUGGGUGCGCUCUAUUCUGCAGUACUGCAACACACCAGAUAACG